This is a messenger RNA of Amoebophrya sp. A120, 1485 nucleotides long. Lineage: Eukaryota; Dinophyceae; Syndiniales; Amoebophryaceae. The record is from the annotation of a GenBank genome assembly.
CACUAGAGGCGCAAAUUAUAUCGGAGUCGUCGUAUGUCGUAUGUCGUUGCAUCAAAUUUACCGUUUCGUAGCGAUUGAUGGAUCCUUUUUUCUCGUAGAAGUUCUGGGUCUUGCACGGCCAUCAAUGGCUCAACAGCAUUUCGAAAGAAUGUAGCGACCAACGAAACGUUCGGAGGAGACAUCAUGUUGGCGGUCGGGUCGGUCGCCCGCAGCUGUCAGCGGCGCGUGAAGAUCCUUUCCGUUGUUUUCUUUCUUCGCUCUGCACCGGCCCUUGUCACCGGCGUUCGACUCUCGCAUUUCUUUGAUUCUUGGUUUGUUGAAUCGGCGGAGAAAAAGGUAGAGGACGGGGGUACAUUCUCGGUUGACAAAAACCAUCUCCAAGCGGCGCAGCAAAAACUAUGGGGACACGGGGAGAACAACGACCCAUCGAUUCUCGACACGGCGUCAAUCAACCCGUGCAUUGAGGCAGACGUUACCCUGUGCAAAAGUAUCGUGGGCGUAUUGAUUGCAGUCAUGCAAAUGCAUGACGAUUGCCAGUCCCGAGAAAAAUGAUCUGCAUUACAACGAACUUCCACUUUUCCUUUCGGAAAACUUUGCGUUGCAAAUCUUACUCGGCCCGACACUUUGUUUGGAUUGAAUAGACGUGCAGGCCAAGCAAUUGUCGAAACUGCUGAUCCAGGAGAAGAGGAUCCAGGACACCUACGCCCAGGUACUGGCGGAGUGCAAAGCCCCGGACGCGGGGUACCACCCCGACUGCGUUGCGCAGCUGGAGUCCGACCAGGUGCGCGAAGCGAAGUCGCCGGUGGUAUGGCUCGCGAACUGCUCGGAGAAGAUGAAGCAGCAGGUGAAAAGCCCGUCUGCUGCAAGUUCUUCGUACAACAAUGCCGGCAUGUGUCUGUACGCGGAGAAGAAGGUCGCCAGGUACACGAAUUACGUUGCCGGCUUUUCGGAAAUUGCAGACUUGAUGAAGCAAUCGGCCGCGAACUGCAACGCCGCACCUUUGCAGUGCAUCAGGGGACUGCCGCUGUGCCUGGACCCGAGCGUCAUCGGGGGCAUCACGUACUGCUUCAAAAAGUGUCUGCAGACGGGCGGCUACGACUUUGUUGAGGUCGGGGAAUCCAAGGAAAACAAAGUCUCGCUGCUUACGGCUUUUGCCACAAAGAAGCACAUGUUGCAUCGCUAUUUCGAAGUCCUGGCGGCUGGCCGCGGAAAGGGACGAAGUCGGGUUGAGGUCGAGGAGAAAAGGAAAGCCGUGCGAUUGCUCAAUCCGAGGAGGGGAUUGUAGGACGCAUGAAGAAAAAAGUGAAAUUUGGUGUUGAAGUUGAUACACGACUGCACAGGUAGAAACUGGUCACGAUUCUUGGUUUCGUUUUGCAGACAUAGAGGUGAUAACUUUUCUUUUCCCAGUACCUAUCCAUCGACGGCAAUGUACGUACGUGUAAUUUGAAUAUUUGUUGCAAGUGUUUGCUUUUUGCGGGACAAGAU